Molecule: messenger RNA, 351 nt
Organism: Eimeria mitis
Lineage: Eukaryota; Apicomplexa; Conoidasida; Eucoccidiorida; Eimeriidae
Exons: 1
Coding region: 1-351 (116 amino acids)
Source: RefSeq, a predicted model, not a curated record
AUGGACAGCUCAUUUAAAGAAGCGUGGCAGCAGCUUGCUGCUGGCGAGGCUGCGCUGCAGCAGCUGCAGCAGCAGCUGCUGCUGCUGCAGCAGCAGCAGCAGCAGCAGGAGCAAGAACAAGAACAAGAACAACAGCACAACCAACGGCAGAAACAACAGCAGCAACAGCAACAACAACAACAACAACAACAACAGCAGCAGCAGCAGCAGAAGCAGCAGCAGCAGCAGCAGCAGCAGCAGCAGCAAGGUGAUUUAUUGAUUUGUUGGCCGAACAAAUUCGAGCGGCUGGGCGAUUUAAUUUUGCUGCAGCAGAAGAGCCUACAACCAAUACAACAGCUACAACUAGCGUAA